AAUGCUGCAACAAGGAGAUUUGCUGCUGCAUUGGUCCUUGUGAAUUUGAAAAUAGGACUCAAUUAUGUGCACCAUUCUAGAUGCAUAUGCUCUGAAUGCAUAGGCAUUUAGUGAAACAUUUGUCUGUAUACAGUCAGAAAAUUCAUCUUCACCUCGCAUUGUUCAGAAGGAGGUGAAAACCAUCAAAAGACACAGCCCACCAUGCCUUCUUGGGGACUAGGAGAGGAUAAGUCUUUAAGAGAGAUCAAAACAGUGACCGAUGGCCUGAAGAAGUUGUACCGGGAGAAGCUUCUGCCCUUGGAGAAGCAGUACAGCUUCUCCGACUUCCACACUCCAGGCUUAGAGGAUGCAGAUUUUGACAAUAAACCCAUGGUUCUGUUGGUGGGCCAGUAUUCCACUGGAAAAACAACUUUUAUACGAUAUCUGCUCGAACAAGGCUUCCCGGGAGGUAGAGUGGGACCUGAACCGACAACAGACACUUUCACUGCCCUCAUGUAUGGGGAUGUGGAGGGCGUCAUUCCAGGAAAUGCAUUGAUUGUCGAUGCCAAUAAACCCUUUCGCAAACUCAAUCCAUUUGGAAACAAGUUUCUUAACAGAUUUCAAUGUGUUCAACUGCCAAAUCAGGUUCUGCAGAGUAUCAGCCUCAUCGACACACCAGGAAUUUUGUCUUCAGCCAAAAAGAGACUGAGCAGAGGAUAUGAUUUCCAAGCGGUCCUUCAGUCAUUUGCGGAGCACGUUGAUCGCAUCAUACUCCUCUGUGAUGCCAACAAACUGGAUGUGUCCGACGAGUUCUCACGCACCAUUGGGGCGUUGCGGGGCAAUGAGGACAAGCUGAGGGUGGUGCUCAACAAGGCCGACCUGGUAGACACCCAGCAGCUGUUGCGGGUCUAUGGCGCCCUCAUGUGGUCGCUGGGGAAGGUGUUCCGCACUCCUGAGGUGCUGAGGGUUUACAUAGGGUCCUUCUGGUCAUCGCCGCUCAGGGUGCCCGACUACCGUCGAAUGUUUGAGAAGGAGGAGGAGAGCCUCUUCAAAGACAUCCAGGAUCUGCCUCGCAAUGCUGCUCUGCGCAAACUCAAUGAUCUGGUCAAAAGAGCUCGUUUAGUGAGGGCCCAUGUUUACAUUAUUAGCUAUCUCAAGCAAGAAAUGCCCUUGAUGUUUGGAAAAGAGGCCAAGAAGAGGGACCUGAUCUAUGACCUUCCGGACAUAUUCGCUAGGAUCCAACAGCGGCAUCAGAUCUCUCCUGGUGACUUCCCAGACUGUGCCAAGAUGCAGGAACGACUGAUGAGUCACGACUUCACCAAGUUUAAGGUGCUGAAGCCCAAACUAAUGACAGCUUUGGAUGAUUUUCUGACCACUGACAUUGCGAGACUUAUGCCUCUCUUGCGCAAGGAGGAAAUCGAAGUGGCCAGCCAACCAGGGGUGCAAGGUGGGGUGUUUCUGGGGCCACACAGAGGCCCUUUCAACAAUGGCAACCCCUUUGUGCAACUUCAGGAGAACAUAAUAGAAGGGGACAUAGCAAACUGGAUAGUUGCUAAAGAUAAGACCAAAUACGACGAGAUCUUUUACAACCUCUCCCCCACCGAUGGCAAACUGAACGGCACCAAAGUCAAGAACUGGAUGAUCAGCACCCAGCUGCCCACCUCAGUCCUGGGCCGGAUCUGGAAGCUUGCUGAUGUGGACCGCGAUGGCAUGCUGGAUGAGGAUGAAUUUGCCCUGGCGAGCUAUCUCAUUGAGGUCAAGCUGGAAGGUCAUGGCCUACCUCCAGUGCUUCCUGCUCAUUUAGUGCCCCCGGCAAAGCGCAAAAGGAAGAGCGUGAAAGAAGAAGAACCAGAGACGGUUGCACCAGUUGAGUCAGAGCAACCCACUGCUGCUGCAGAUGAUGAUGGUGGCAAUCAUGAUGAUGAACAAUAAAAAGGAGACAUGGAUAUUUUGAUUUUAUUAUGGACUUAACAUACUAUUAUCAUUGUACAUUAACAUAUUAUUAUUAUUAUUAUUAUUAUUGUACAUUAAUUCAUUUAGCAGAUGCUCUUAUCCAAAGUGACUGACAGAAUAACGCUCAAGCUACAGUGUGGAAGAGAAUUUAGGUAGGAAACACCAGUGCAUCAUUCAAUACCAUUAGAGGGUGACAGUGCAGACGUGAUAAGUAGUAUAGAGUGUGGUAGAAGGAUGAGGUAGAGGGAAGUGUGGCUGGGGAGUAGGAAGUGCAUGGUAAGUGUGUGUGCCAGGUUGUUAUAAGUGUUUAGGAAGGAGGUUUUUACCAUUCUGGUAUUACCGUCAACUAUUAUAGCCUAUUGCAUGUAGAGAAACACUGCAAGAAAAAAAGAAUCUAGUGUAAAGGUAUUGCAUGCAUUUUGGUAAGAAGACUAAACCAUUAGAAAACCAAUUUGGUUUGGUAAUAUUCACGGCAAUGAGUCUGUGAUAUGGAAUCAGAUUUAUAUGUUGAAAAUAAACUUUCCAUCUUCCUGUCAUUGGACUCUAAUGGCAAAACGUCCUUAAUUGGA
Sardina pilchardus (European sardine) is the source of this 2501-nucleotide messenger RNA. It is a transcript of the gene ehd2a, whose product is annotated as EH-domain containing 2a. Gene Ontology annotation, biological process: endocytosis; endosomal transport. Bases 202 to 1911 code for a protein of 569 amino acids. Lineage: Eukaryota; Metazoa; Chordata; Actinopteri; Clupeiformes; Clupeidae. The record is from RefSeq and is a predicted model, not a curated record. Gene Ontology annotation, cellular component: plasma membrane; cytoplasm. The transcript is spliced from 7 exons. Gene Ontology annotation, molecular function: protein binding; GTP binding; calcium ion binding.